Molecule: messenger RNA, 1188 nt
Organism: Schistosoma mattheei
Lineage: Eukaryota; Metazoa; Platyhelminthes; Trematoda; Strigeidida; Schistosomatidae
Source: the annotation of a GenBank genome assembly
AUGACACCACAUACUGCAUUAAAUAUGUAUGGCAAGAAAUUAACAUCAUAUGAAAAGGAGGAAAUAUUGAACUUUAACAAAAUCUGGUAUCUUGGUUUAUCUGCACAAAAAAUCGAUGCAAUUCAAGGAUCUCCAAGUAAUCAUGGUUAUGAUGAUGAAACUGGUGGUUAUUUAAAAAUAACCCAUGAUCAUAUCGCUUAUAGAUUUCAAUCAUUGGAAACUUUGGGUAAAGGUUCAUUUGGUCGAGUGAUACGAGCUAUUGAUCAUAAAUCAGGGUUUCCAGUUGCAAUAAAAAUUAUUCGAAAUAAAAAACGAUUUCAUCAGCAAGCUCAAGUGGAAGUAGCCAUUUUAGAGAAUUUAAAAAAAGCUGAUCAUAAAAAUAUUCAUAAUAUUAUACAUAUUAGAGAUCAUUUUACAUUUCGAAAUCAUUUGUGCAUUGUUUUCGACUUAUUAGGUUCAAAUUUAUAUGAUCUUUUAAGAAAAAAUGAUUUUCGUGGUUUCACAAUUCAUUCAUUGAAAAAAAUCACAAUUAAAUUACUCAAUUGUUUGUGUUUAUUAAGAAAACAAGGUAUUAUACAUUGUGAUUUGAAACCAGAAAAUAUUCUUAUUGGUUUAAAUAAUCCAUCAGAAUUAAAAGUUAUUGAUUUUGGUUCAAGUUGUUUUGUGAAUCAAAAGACCUAUACGUAUAUUCAAUCACGUUUUUAUAGAGCACCAGAAAUUAUAUUAGGUAUAUCUUAUGGUCCACCAAUUGAUAUGUGGAGUUUAGGUUGUAUUCUACCUGAAUUAUAUACAGGUCGUCCAUUAUUUCCUGGAGAAAAUGAAAAUGAACAAUUGGCUUGUAUUAUGGAAGUACUUGGUUUACCAUCUGAAUUACAACUUGAAAAAGCCAGUAGACGAAGAGUAUUUUUCGAUUCAAAACGUACACCAAGAUAUUUAACCAAUAGUCGAGGACGUAAACGUAUACCAGGCACAGAAACAAUAGAAAAUCUAGUCAAAACGGUUGAUUUAAAAUUUAUCAAUUUAUUAAAUCAAUGUUUAACAUGGGAUCCAGAUGAAAGAAUUACACCAAAUGAAGCAUUAAAUCAUGAAUGGAUUAUACGUGAAACUGAACAAUCUAAACAAAAUGUUACAUUUCAAACAUUGGAACAAACUAAUUCAGAGAAUAAACAGAAAGAUACAAUUGCUUAA